AUGUGUGGCAUAUGGGCUACAUUUGGAUGUGUAGGUGACCUGUCCUCACAAUACAAAGAAGCGUACAAAAUAGCUCAUCUUGGUCACGAUGAUUUCCGAUUAGAAACCAUUUACCAAUUUCCUUCGUGUUGUCUUGGAUUUUAUCGCCUUGCUAUCCUGGACGUUCAUCAUGGAAUGCAACCGAUGAGAGUUUCCAAGCAUCCUCACAUUUGGCUUAUCUAUAAUGGAGAGAUUUAUAACCAUAUGGAUCUACGGGAGCAGUACAACUUCCAGUAUGACACUAAUUGUGACGGAGAGGUCAUCAUCCAUCCAUAUGUCCAAGGCGGGAUUGAGUUUGCAGCCAAGCAUUUAGACGGAGUGUUCGCCUUCUGUCUCCUUGACACCGCCAACAGGAAGGUCUACAUUGGCAGGGACACAUUCGGUGUGAAGCCGCUGUUUCGCAUUCUUACGGCAGAUGGUGUAUUAUCAUUGUGUUCUGAACUGAAAGGUUUGAUGGAUAUCGUUGACCACCAAUCUAAAUCCAAGAUUCAACACUUGCAUCCCGGCCAUUUGGAAUCUUACAGUCUCGACAGUAAAUGCCAGGUCUCUUUUGAUAACCUGUUGAAAUUUCAUGAAAUAGGUGACAUCCCUUCUCAUGGAUUUUCGCAGCCAAUAAUAGGUGUGGAUACCAAAGCCAACAUCAGAACUCUCUUGCAAAGGGCUGUUAGCAAGAGAAUGAUGUCGGAACGUCGUAUCGGGUGCUUGCUAUCAGGUGGUGUAGAUUCUAGCUUAGUGACUGCGUUGUUAGUUAGUUUGGCGAAGGAGAGAGGCUUACCAUACCCUAUACAGACAUUUUCUAUCGGUAUGAAGGAAAGUCCAGACCUAAAAGCUGCAAGAAAGGUGGCUAAACAUUUGGGAACAGAACAUCAUGAGAUUGUUUUUACACCAGAAGAGGGGAUUGCCGCUAUUGAUAUUUUCAUUAUGUGGAUCAAGAUGUCCUUUUCUACUUAUACAGCUAUGUAUCUACUAUGCAAGUACGUGAAGCAAACAACAGAUACAACAGUGAUUUUGUCUGGAGAGGGAGCAGAUGAGGUCGCCCAGGGGUACAUAUACUUCCAUAAAGCGCCCUCUGUCGAGGAAGGUGACAUUGAGAGCAGACGACUCUGUAAAGACAUAAGCAUGUUUGACAUUCAAAGAGUGGAUAGAAUGUCGGCAGCUUUUGGGCUGGAGAUACGAGUCCCUUUCCUCGAUCAUCAUUUUAGCUCUUACUACCUCUCACUUGAUCCUGAAAUAAAGUCCCCGCAAAACGGCGUAGAGAAGCAUUUACUUCGGUCCGCCUUUGACGACACUGAUUUAGUUCCUCGGGAUAUCUUAUGGAGACCAAAGGAAGGAUUCAGUGACGGCCUUUCCUCGCAAGUCAAGUCUUGGUUCGAAAUCUUACAAGAUGUCGUGGAGGAAAACAUAAACGACUUUCAACUUGAUGAUUGCAUUCAGCGGUAUCCCAAUAACAAUCCUUUCAGCAAAGAGUCUCUAUACUACCGACAGAUAUUUGAAAAGUUCUACCCUGGACAAGGCCAUUUGAUACCCUAUUUCUGGAUGGCGAAGUGGUCAACUUCCUUAGACCCGUCCGCGCGGACACUGAAGCAUUACGAGCAAUGA
This is a messenger RNA of Ylistrum balloti, 1638 nucleotides long. RefSeq names its product asparagine synthetase [glutamine-hydrolyzing]-like. Gene Ontology annotation, cellular component: cytosol. The transcript is spliced from 9 exons. NCBI's taxonomy places the organism in Eukaryota, Metazoa, Mollusca, Bivalvia, Pectinida, Pectinidae. The record is from RefSeq and is a predicted model, not a curated record. Gene Ontology annotation, molecular function: asparagine synthase (glutamine-hydrolyzing) activity. Bases 1 to 1638 code for a protein of 545 amino acids.